Drosophila erecta is the source of this 586-nucleotide messenger RNA. Its product is annotated as chromosome transmission fidelity protein 8 homolog. NCBI's taxonomy places the organism in Eukaryota, Metazoa, Arthropoda, Insecta, Diptera, Drosophilidae. The transcript is spliced from 3 exons. Gene Ontology annotation, cellular component: Ctf18 RFC-like complex. Bases 101 to 550 code for a protein of 149 amino acids. Gene Ontology annotation, biological process: mitotic sister chromatid cohesion. The record is from RefSeq and is a predicted model, not a curated record.
UGAUAAAUCAGUGUUGCAAAAGAGUCGAAGCGGCUUUAGGCGGUCCUCAGUGUUUAUACGUGAUUUAUCAACUAUUUGCAGUUAAAAACACCAACGCAGCAUGCCCAUUGUAGUGAAAACGCAAAACGCUGGCAAAGGCGAUUGGGCCAUUGUAGAGCUGCAAGGUGACCUGGAGGUGAGGAGCAACCAGGAUAUGCACGACCAGUUCAUUGGCGAUCUGUACUAUAACAAAUAUGGCCAACCCAUACUCAUCAUAGGCCAUCACAUUCUUCAGGGACGCGAACAAAAGUUGGAUAAACCGUUUGCGGUGCUGGAAAAGUCCAAGUCCAAUGAGGGCGAACGACUCCUGGAAACGAGCAUGGCCUCGCAGGAUGUCAGUAUGCUGAAUGCCACCACAGGAGCGGAGCGCACAGUGCUGGAUCACACGAUUGCCCAGGAGCACAAGAGUCGCCAGAGAACCGAGUACACUGUGCGCGCUGUUUGCACCAAAAAGUUGAUCUUCAAAUCGCGACCCAAACCAAUUAUAGCCAAUGUAGCCAAAUCCGUUUAGGUCUGUUUCCGAAAAUAUAGUUUUAUUGAAUUUGUA